AAUAAGAGAAUAUGCGAAGAGAUAGCUAUCAUACCAUCGAAACGGCUUCGCAACCAAAUCGCGGGGUUUGUCACUCAUCUGAUGAGACGGAUCCAAAGGGCGCCCAUUAGAGGCAUUUCCAUCAAAUUGCAAGAGGAAGAGCGCGAGCGAAGGGACAACUAUGUGCCCGAUGUGUCUGCCAUUGACAUGGAUGUGAUCGAAGUGGAUCCCGACUCAUUCCUCAUGCUGAAGGAGAUGGCAAUGGACAAGAUAUCUGGUUUACAACAGACUAACCCAACCGUCCCUUUCAGAGGAUCG
Messenger RNA from Medioppia subpectinata, 297 nucleotides. NCBI's taxonomy places the organism in Eukaryota, Metazoa, Arthropoda, Arachnida, Sarcoptiformes, Oppiidae. The record is from the annotation of a GenBank genome assembly.